This is a messenger RNA of Hyaena hyaena (striped hyena), 1731 nucleotides long. RefSeq names its product ethylmalonyl-CoA decarboxylase 1 (gene ECHDC1). The transcript is spliced from 6 exons. The coding region runs from base 253 to 1158 and encodes 301 amino acids. The record is from RefSeq and is a predicted model, not a curated record. NCBI's taxonomy places the organism in Eukaryota, Metazoa, Chordata, Mammalia, Carnivora, Hyaenidae. Gene Ontology annotation, cellular component: cytosol. Gene Ontology annotation, molecular function: enoyl-CoA hydratase activity. Gene Ontology annotation, biological process: fatty acid beta-oxidation.
CGCGCAGUGUUUGACGGCGUGGCUGUCGGGGCUGCGCUUUUAAGUGUCAUCUAGGAGAGGACUCUAGCUUGUCGCUCUGUAAUAGACUUUAACGUUAAAGCUUCUCCAUACGAAUUACAAGCGGGGACCCGCCCGGGCUCAGCGGCGCGUUCCUAGUGACGCCAUCGCGGAGGUCCAUUGCCUUCCCAUCGCGGAGGUCCCUGCUGGGCGUGGGGACGCAGUGCCGAGCGCCAUUGACGGCCUUUGCGAGAAAUGGCAAGAAAUCUUUUGAUGACACCAUCUUUAAAUGUGAGGACAAAAUUACUACAUCAAACGGGCUUGUCACUUUACAGUACAUCCCAUGGCUUCCAUGAGGAAGAAGUAAAAAAAAUACUUGAGCAGUUUCCUGGUGGAUCCGUUGACCUUCAGAAGGAAGAUAGUGGCAUUGGCAUUCUUACCCUGAACAAUCCAAGUAAAAUGAAUGCCUUCUCAGGAGUUAUGAUGCUACAACUUCUGGAAAAAGUGAUUGAAUUGGAAAAUUGGACAGAGGGGAAAGGUCUCAUUGUACGAGGGGCAAAAAAUACUUUCUCCUCAGGAUCUGAUCUGAAUGCUGUGAAAGCACUAGCAUCUCCAGAGGAUGGAAUGGCUUUAUGUAUGUUCAUGCAGAACACCUUAACAAGAUUUAUGAGACUCCCUUUAAUAAGUAUUGCACUGAUUCAGGGUCGGGCAUUGGGUGGAGGAGCCGAAUUUACUACAGCAUGUGAUUUCAGAUUAAUGACACCAGUGAGUGAGAUCAGAUUUGUCCACAAGGAGAUGGGUAUAAUACCAAGCUGGGGCGGUAGUACCCGCCUAGUUGAAAUAAUCGGCAGUAGACAGGCUCUCAAAGUGUUAAGUGGGGCCCUCAAACUGGAUCCAAAAAAAGCUUUAAACAUAGGAAUGGUUGAUGAGGUCUUGCAGUCUUCAGAUGAAACUGAAUGUCUAGAAGAGGCACAAGAGUGGCUAAAGCAGUUUAUCAAAGGGCCACCAGAAGUAAUUAGAGCUUUGAAAAAAUCUGUUUCUUCAGGCAAAGAGCUUUGUUUCGAGGAGGCAUUACAGAAUGAAAGAGAUCUCUUAGGGACAGUUUGGGGUGGAACUGCAAAUAAAGAGGCUAUUGCUAGGAGAGGAAAAUUUAAUAAAUGAUUUUUAAGAAUAUGAUGUACUAUAAGAACUCCAAUAAAUAUUUGUAGAAUUAUUAAAUAGGAAUACCAGGCUGCACUUAGCAUUUAAUAAUUUUUUGAAUAUUUGAACUCACUGACCUGAAAAUAGUUUUCAGCAUAUUUGGGUAAUUAUCUAGUAAUCUAGAAUAUUUGCCUAAAAUAUACAACACUUUUGGCUUAAAAUGAUCAAUUACCAUAGUUUUAGCUUGUAACAAAAGACCAGUUUUUAAAAGGAAAAACCUCUCCACAGAACCUAUUCCUGGGUUAUUUUUCAUGGUCUCUGUUCUGUCUUACCUGGAGAUAAUUUACAAAAAUAACUUAAUGAAAUAUGCACUAAAGAACAAAAGUGGAAGAGGGAUCAGGGAACAGGCUAACAAGGAGUAUCAUUUUCUUCUGCUUUAAGCAGUGGUAAUAAUAGGUAAAGAAUUGGGGAGAGGUACUUGGGUGACUCAGUUAGUGAAGCAUGCUACUGUUGAUCUUGGAAUUGUGAGUUUGAGCCCCACGUUGGGUGUAGACAUUACUUAAAAAAAUAAAAUAAUGUUUAGAAAGAACUGGA